AUGGGUAAAACGAACCGGUUAAACCGAGGAGGAUCGAUAGCAGCAACUGACGGGGUGGAAUUCAAUCUGUUAGCCGUGGCGAGCAACGAGGGCCGAGAGAUAGCUUUACACCAAGGUUCGCCCAAUCAUAAUCUUGGCAUCGGAGAUUUGCUUCCCCGUCGACAGAGUCCACCGUCGCAGUGGGUACUGGAGUACGAAACAGAGGACCGCGUAGUGGAUCCAGAACAUUUACCACUCAUCGAGAGGUGA
This is a messenger RNA of Opisthorchis viverrini, 249 nucleotides long. RefSeq lists its product as hypothetical. NCBI's taxonomy places the organism in Eukaryota, Metazoa, Platyhelminthes, Trematoda, Opisthorchiida, Opisthorchiidae. Bases 1 to 249 code for a protein of 82 amino acids. The transcript is spliced from 3 exons. The record is from RefSeq and is a predicted model, not a curated record.